AUGAAUCCACCUCCACAACCUCAACAACAAGAUAUCACACCCCCUCCUAAUCCUAAUGCUAGUACACCUAGACCUACCCAGUUUCCAUCUCAACCCACACCUAAUCUAAAUAAUAAACCACAACAACAAAAAGUCUAUUCUGCUGAUUCAAAUCUAUAUCCUGCAUUUGAUGUGAGUUUAGGUGAUAUUCACCUAUGUUUAAGAACUACCUUGCCUACUCCUUCCACUCCUCUCAUAAAUGAGCUACCUGAGGAGGAAGAGGAGCAUCCAAAUUUGGCUAAGGAUCUUGAACCAACUCGCCUAUCUAAUCUAGAACCGCCAUUUCCUCAAAGGUUGGAAAUUGUCAAGCAAAAGGAAGAAACCAUCUUUGAAAUUUUGGAUCAAUUGAAACACAUAUUUGUCAACAUACCCUUGUUCCAAGCCAUGAAUGAUGUCCCAAUCUAUGGGAAAGCGAUAAAAGAGGCAUGUCUCAAAAAGCCAAGACGAAAGGCAAAAGAUCCCACUAAUAUUCAUGUGGUAGGCCAAUUGGAAGACAUCAUGCUUGGGAAAGUAAUUGUCCCCAAGUAUGCUGGUAUAGGUAGUCCUAUAUUGGAAGUCAGAAUCAAUGGUAUGCAAAUAAAGAAUUCUUUAAUAGACCUAGGUGCAGAAAUUAAUGUGAUGACAAAGGAGAUCAUGCAACAACUAAAUAUUAUCAAUCAAAGGCCUACUACUACCAUCUUGCAGCUUGUUGAUAGCUCCAUUGUCAAACCUGAUGGUAUUGUGGAAGAUAUAUUGGUUUCUUUAGAUUCAUGGGACUAUCCAGUGGAUUUUAUGACACUCUCUCCUAAAGCCACACUAGGAGGAUAUCCUAUUAUCUUGGGAAGGCCAUGGUUGGCCACAACAAAUGCUUAA
Molecule: messenger RNA, 891 nt
Organism: Cryptomeria japonica (Japanese cedar)
Lineage: Eukaryota; Viridiplantae; Streptophyta; Pinopsida; Cupressales; Cupressaceae
Exons: 1
Coding region: 1-891 (296 amino acids)
Source: RefSeq, a predicted model, not a curated record